CUGACACUGGCAUAUCCGGCUGAGUUAGUGUUUUGUUCGAGGCGUCUCGCGGAACUGUCAGCAGGUAUGGGCCAUGUACUGUACCAUCAUGACAAAUUGCACGCUAACAUAGUGCUCCAGAAUGUGGCCCUAUUUCAACAUUCAAAGGAGUUAUGUGACAUCACACUCAUUGUAGAGAAUGAGGAGAUAAGAGCUCAUAAAAUUGUUUUAGCAGCUUCAUCUCUAUAUUUUAGGACUAUGUUUUGUGGAAGUUUAAUGGAAAGCCACCAAGAAAAGAUAGUUCUCCAUGACAUUGAACUACCUACCUUUAAGGAAAUCAUACAUUUUAUGUACACAGGUCAAAUAAAGAUUUCUGAGGAAAAUAUUUAUUCUGUGAUCAGUAUGGCAGAUUUCCUACAGAUUCCAGCUUUAAGCCACCCCUGCUGCCAGUAUCUACAGACAAGUCUCUGUGUAGACAACUGCCUAUCAGUGUACCAGACUGCUAUAGGUAGUGGUUACAAUGAUCUUGCCCAUGAAGCUUUGCGCUGCAUACUUCGUAAUUUCUCAUCGGUCUGUGAACAGCCUGAAUUCUUGGAUGUAACUAUUGAACUGUUGCCAGAUAUUCUUUAUUCAGAUUACAUAAACAUUGAUGAUGAAAGUAGGCUACUUGAGAUAUUUAUUCGUUGGAUAAAAGUUGAUCUAGAGAAGCGUGCACGACACAUUCCUUUGAUUCCAAAAAUGAUUUGUUUGGAUGCAGUACCAAUGGAAAAGCUUAUCUCAGUAAAAAUUGAUUCAGUUAUGUUCAAGACUGAGCUUCGUUCUAUAAUGGAUAAAUGUAUUGAUAAAAUUUUGACUGUAAGAUAUGAUGAUCCAGAACAAAACGACCUUAUACUGAAUGAAAAGAGACCCUGCAAAUUUUUUCGAUACCAUGCUGAGCAACAGGUGAUGUUAGUCAUAGGUGGAAAAAUGGAUGAUACAACCACUCAUGCAAGUGUAGAAUGCUUUACUCCUGGAUUCAGUCAAUGGAGUUAUCAUCUUCCUGGUCACAAAAUAUGCAUAAAGAGUAUGCACCAUGCACGAUCUUCAUUUGCUACAGCUGCCAAAGAGUAUGAUGUGUAUGUCAUUGGAGGAAAAGGUGAGUCUGGUCUACUGGACACAUUUGAACAUUAUCAUGUGAAAUGCAACACAUGGAAUUUGUUACAAAAUAUUCCUAAAGCAGUAGAGGGUGCAGCUGCUGUUAUUGCAAAUGGAAAACUUAUUGUAACAGGAGGUCGAUCAACGACUUGUUAUGAAUCUUCUACUUGGGUCUUUGACAAUACUGUGAAUAAAUGGCAGCACCUUGAAUCGAUGAAAAUUCGCCGUGGCUUUCACUCCUGUGUUUGUGUAGGGGGCAUGGUAUAUGCUUUAGGAGGCAUUGGUGGAGAUUCCCCAACCGCAGAAGGAUGUAUAUCAAAAGUUGAGAGACUUGACAUUUCACAAACUGCAUGGUACUUUGUGGCUCCCAUGGUGCAGGCACGUGCUCACUUUGGUUGUGUGGCAAGUGGUCAGUCCAUUUAUGUUGCUGGAGGCACUUCUGAUGAGAUAUACCUCAGAAGCAUUGAAAGGUAUGACACAUCAACAGACACAUGGUGUGUCCUGAAGCCAAUGCAAAUACCCCGAGCGUAUUUUGGAAUAACAGUUUUCCACAAUCGAAUUUAUUGUGUGGGUGGCAGUGAUAGUGUGCAUGAACUCAAUACAGUAGAGAAAUAUAAUCCAAGCACUGACAUGUGGCACUGUGUUAUUUCCAUGAAUGUCAAACGUGUGUCACCAUCUGCUGUAACAGUAUAUAUUCCAACAUUUCCUGGUGAGCUGCCAGGAGAAGAAGAAGGAAAAGAAAUAAAUCUAAAAAAUUCCCAAGUAUUACUACUCAGAUGACUUCCAUGAAUCAGACUAAAGAGAAAUGAGGAAACCAGGAAUUAUAUGUGAUUAUUAAUCUGUGAGUGUUAGUGCAGCAUUGGAUAAGGAAGAAGUAACAUGGUACAUUGGAAAAAGCUUAUACAGAGCCAGAGGAGAGCAAGGACUUCAAAGUGAAGAGAAAUGUAAGCAUGACUAUUAAAGAAGAAUGGAAGUUAAUUAAGAGAAAGGAAAGUUACAAUACUACAUUUAUGAACUUUUCCUAACAGUUAGAUAAUUUCUUUGUCAAUAAUUCACUUAACUGAAACUUGGAGGUGGUUAAAUGCUUGUCUGACAAUAAGUAGGUCUACUACCCUGUCUUUUUUCUUGUGCCAUCACUAAAGUAAGAACUAUCUUAAAAUGAAUGAGACAAAACUAUUCCUUCUAAAAUUCUGAGAUGCAGGAUGAUGAUGGGCAGUGAAAAGAAAGUUUCCAUAUAAUUUUCAGACAGAAUGCUUGUAAAGGGGAAAUGGUUUUAUUUAGUACCAGCGUCCCAUGUAUUAGCUAUCACAAUGUGUUCUUCUUGUCAGAAUUCUGAUAUUCUUAGAAACAGCUAUUUAAAAAUUUAACAGUUUUAGUUGCAUCAGCUCAUUUACAUCUUUAUUACAUGUAUGUGUAAUCUAUUACUCUUCAUUUAUUUGUCAGGACUAAUAAUAUGCCUAUUGGUAUGAACAGCAUAGAUAUUAGCUGUGUGAAAGCUUUAGCUUUGUUAAAAUUAUGUAAACAGAUGUGCUGCAAAUAGAAACAAAUGAUGGGAUGCUACUUUAUAAAUCUAGAAAUCAAGCCACAAAUGGUACUGAAGAAGACAGAGAAGAAAUACAUAUUUGAUGUGGGACUGGGUACAAGAUAUCCAUCUGCCAAAUGAGGCCAGUGAUAAAUCCUGAACCUUUGUAACCAAAGGUUCCUUACAAAGAAAACAUGGAAACUGGUGGAAAGUUAAAUGUGUAAAAAGGAAAUAAGGUGUAGCAGAGCAACUCAUUACCUUAGAUCAGAUAACACUUGUAAAAUGUACUACAAUUUACCUGACAUGUUGUGACUUUGUUUCUAAUACACUAAUUUUGUUGUUUGCCUUCUCAUUGCCUCUUGCAAGCAUACGUUUCUCUGGACCCGUGCUACAAAGAUGCAGUAACAAGCAUCUGGAACCCAAAAAUGUAGGAAAUCAAAUAAUUAAUAUAGAUAUUUUUUCUGUUGCAGUUCAAAGUGUCUUUCCCACCCACACCUUAAAUAAAAAAGAAAAACUAUUUAAUUUCCAGUGAACAAUACAUAUUAUUAGCUGCUUCAUUCUACUGUAGUUUGUGUUGCCAAUGAGUGUGAUUCUUCAGUUAUUUUGAGAUAUUAUUUACAAAAACUUAACUGUUACAAGUGAUUAGCUUUAAGUUCUAUUUUUUUAAAAAAACUCAAGAUGACAAAAAAUAUUGCAGAAUUCAAGUAGCUGUAUGCCACAUGUAACUUUGUCAGUAAUCAGUUGUUGCUAAUGACUACUUACAUUAACUUCUUCAAGCACAUUGCUUUCAUUCUACUGAUUAUCAUACACAUGUUCCAUGUAAGUUAUUCCAGUGUAAAUUUUGGAAAAUAAAUGAACUACAGU
This is a messenger RNA of Schistocerca piceifrons (Central American locust), 3499 nucleotides long. RefSeq names its product kelch-like protein 28. NCBI's taxonomy places the organism in Eukaryota, Metazoa, Arthropoda, Insecta, Orthoptera, Acrididae. The coding region runs from base 67 to 1893 and encodes 608 amino acids. The transcript is spliced from 11 exons. Gene Ontology annotation, molecular function: protein binding. The record is from RefSeq and is a predicted model, not a curated record.